GUCUUUCUUCGCGCAUUACCGAGACAACAUCUCUCGAUAAUUACUAUCGGUGUAGUUCUGAUUGUUAUUGACAUUUGAUUAGUAUACGUAUUUUUUUGAUAAUUGUUGCUGAUUUUAGUGAAGUUGUUUAAUUGGACUAUCUAGUUGUUUAACCAUAAGUUAACGUUUGCACCACAAACCAUCGAGAAUGUCUUCCCGAAAAACUGCCGGCCGCCGUGGCACAACCAAGAAGCGCGCCCAACGUGCCACUUCGAACGUUUUCGCCAUGUUCGAUCAGGCACAGAUCGCCGAGUUCAAGGAAGCGUUCAACAUGAUUGAUCAAAAUCGGGACGGUUUCAUCGAGAAGGAAGACUUGCACGAUAUGCUGGCAUCGCUCGGCAAAAACCCAACCGAAGACUAUCUGGAGGGCAUGAUGAACGAAGCCCCGGGACCGAUCAACUUCACCAUGUUCCUCACGCUGUUCGGCGAACGGCUUCAAGGAACCGAUCCUGAAGACGUCAUCAAGAACGCUUUCGGUUGUUUCGACGAAGAGAAUACGGGCAUGAUCAACGAAGAAAGGCUGCGGGAGCUGCUCACAACAAUGGGCGAUCGCUUCACCGAUGAAGAUGUAGACGAAAUGUUCCGCGAAGCACCCAUCAAGAACACUAUGUUCGAUUAUAUCGAAUUUACAAGAAUCUUGAAGCACGGAGCCAAGGACAAGGAUGAACAGUAAUUUGGCCUUUUCUUUAUAUUUUAUGUUUUCUUGUUUAUAUGUUUAGAUAGUACCUACCCCAUUCCCGUAGUUAUGCCGCAUAUUUGGCUCAUAUUAUUUCUACUAUCUUAUAACUGUCUUAUUGGUUCGAACCCGCUGUCAGUAUUUCAUCAGAACUGCAUUUUCUACUCUUGAGUACCCUCUUAAGCAUUAAUUAUUGGGAACACAGUACUUUAUCGAAAACUAUCAUUCGCAAACUCGUUUAUCACUUAUCGUGAAAUCAAGUGUUUUAAAAAAUAUAUUUAGAAUCUAUGAUGAAGCCAA
Messenger RNA from Uranotaenia lowii, 1015 nucleotides. It is a transcript of the gene sqh, whose product is annotated as myosin regulatory light chain sqh. Gene Ontology annotation, biological process: post-embryonic development; locomotion. Bases 188 to 712 code for a protein of 174 amino acids. The record is from RefSeq and is a predicted model, not a curated record. The transcript has 2 exons. Gene Ontology annotation, molecular function: calcium ion binding; myosin heavy chain binding. NCBI's taxonomy places the organism in Eukaryota, Metazoa, Arthropoda, Insecta, Diptera, Culicidae. Gene Ontology annotation, cellular component: myosin II complex; cytoplasm.